AUGUAUAAUGCUUUGACAAUAACAGAAAUUGCAUCACAAAGCGAUUUCAAACGAUGGUCAGCAAAACAAGUAAAAGAAUGGGCUACAAAAGAAGUUCAAGUAAGAGAAGAAUAUGCCCAGAUGCUUCUUGAUAAUGAUGUAGAUGGAGAGAGUAUCGCAGUGUUUACAGAGGCUGAUUUUGCGGUGGCUUGUUCAUUUAAAGUCUUCUUUUGUCAGCAUUACUCACCAUCCUAUUUUAAUGCAACUACAGUAACACCAAAAGAUUGGACAAAGGAAGAGGUUUUUGAAUGGGCAAAUACUCAUAAAAAUCAAGACGUAAAAGACCUUUCCGUAACUUUCAAAGAGCAAGAUAUCGAUGGAGCCAGCCUUUCAAAUCUAACGAUUGAAGUCUUGCGAUCUUUUGGCCUCACCUUUGGAAAAUCAAAUACUCUUUAUUCUGCGAUCCAGACUCUUAUUGGAAAACCUACCAUCGGCAUUUCUGCCCCAACUCCCCAAGAUCUUUUAUUGCCAAGACUCGAUAAGAUGGUGACAUUACUCUCUAAAAUGGCAAACAACAAACUUGAAAACCAAUCUCACUCUGUGUCAUAUUCUGACUAUUUUUAUGAAAUUAAAGAGAAUAUAUCAACAGGCCCUUUUUGGCUCGAAUUGACUAAAACCAAAGAGCCAAAGGGUUUUGGUAAGAACCUUUCAUCAACUGAGACCAAACUGCAUCAAGAACUCGUCAAGCAGUUCAAGCAGCUCACCAAGGAUACAUCAACACUGGAGGUGCACGACACAAGCAAGAACUUUUAUCUUUUGGAUAACCGAUCAAAGUCACAAAACCCCAAAGCACCUGACUGGUCAUUUGUGGUCAAAGGGAUGCCGAUCGAACAAGACUGGGUCCAAGUAGUUGGAGACACCAAGACGAGUGCCAACUUCGCACCAGAACACAUUGGCCAAGUCCUGAAGUAUGCAGACAUUAUCCUCAACAAUACCUGUCACAAAACCACUACUGCUUUCUUAGUCAAUGAAACAUCCAUUAUAUUUUGGAUGGUGGCAAAGGGAACAGGUGGAAACAGUUACAGGAAGUUUGGACCGCUUCCAUUCCAUUCGCGCAUUGGAGAUACUGCAUUUCGCUACAUUUAUUCUCUUCUGCACCAGCCAGUUACUUCUGGCUUCCCCGACGACGUACCACUGGAUAUCAAGAGGACAUCAAUGUUCCUAAAGGAGGGAGCUUCAUCAACAGUCUACUCUGCUAUUCAUGAAGAGAAAGAAGUGGUCCUCAAGAUUUACAAGCAAGAACAAGACAGAUUGAAAGAAUAUCAGGCACUCAAAGACAUGCCAAAUAUCCAUGGUGUCAGCUCGAUUAUUUUACAUGGAAACGAAUGGAGUCUCAUUACACCAGUUGGAGAUGUGCUUUCAUCUGAGGAAUUUACACCAAAUACAUUUGAAAAGCUUGUCCGUAUUCUUCAACAAGUUCACCAUACUACAGGUCGGGUCCAUCGUGACAUCAGAUCCCCAAAUAUCGUAAUGGCCAAUGAUGGACCUGGAGAGAGAGAGAUGGGAGUAAUAUUAACAAAAGAACAAGAAAAAGAGUAUAAGAGAAAAAGACAAACGUUGGGACCAGGAUAUCAUUUUAAUAAAUCAUUCAUGUCAAUGGAUGAUAUCAUGCAUGAUGAUGUAGUAUUUCCAAAAUCAAGAUUAAAAAAACAUAUAGUAGAUCCAAGAGAAGAAUUUCCAGGUGAUAUGGUAGAUGAAAAGAAAGCAGGAUCACUAUUUAUCAUCAAUAAACAACAACAUUUCAAUAAUUCCAUUAAAGAUUUAGAUCAAAAAUAUCAAGGAGGAGGAGGAGAAGAGAGUGGAGCAAGUGAGAUCAAAAAGACUAUAGAGAUAACUCCGGAUGAUAAUGACCAGAUUCACGAAGAUCAUUCGAGAUGGGAGGAUGAGCGACCAAUCACAUGUAGAUGGAUGGGUUGUAAACACCCCAAUUUAACAGUUUGUCUUCUCCACGAUCACAUUAAAAGUCACCUUAGCGCACUGGUCUCCAAUACAACAAGAUCACCCAAAAAGAAUAAGGUACAGUGCCAAUGGAUCAAAGAGGACCAAUCCACAUGUGGAGUAAACUUGGACAAAUCAGAGUUUGCUGUGAUAGAUCACAUAAGAGGUCUACAUUUAGAUGCAAAGGAUGGUCAACUCAGAAAAUCCACACCACUAAUCUCAUCCUCCAAUCCCAAAGACCCAUUGUCAUCCAUUUAUCUUGGUGCAUUAGGAUUUCCCCCAACUGCUGACCCUCGCCUCUAUCUUUUCAAAACGAGGGAUCCACUUUAUUAUACCUAUAUACAUGCCGCCCUAAAUGAAAAUACUCUCUUGUUUGAAUAUUUCAACCAAGUUACACAGCAAUAA
This is a messenger RNA of Cavenderia fasciculata, 2382 nucleotides long. Its product is annotated as putative protein serine/threonine kinase. The transcript has 8 exons. Bases 1 to 2382 code for a protein of 793 amino acids. Lineage: Eukaryota; Evosea; Eumycetozoa; Acytosteliales; Cavenderiaceae. The record is from RefSeq and is a predicted model, not a curated record. Gene Ontology annotation, molecular function: protein binding; sequence-specific DNA binding.